AUGUUUGAGCUUCCUGACGCAAAGAGAGUCCGGCGAGAAGACCUCGGGGAGUCGUCCGACGAUGAAGGAGCGGACCACGACGAGCAGCAAAAUGCGGACCUCCUGGCGAAGCUGCAUGCCCGUAUGGCGGGCAUGCUCGACCUAGGCGACGACGCCGACGCCGACCAGACUUCGACAGAAACGACCGAGCAACCAGCAGCAGCGACGACGGACGGAGAAACGGGCAAAGAUGGCGGCGGCGGAGACGAUGAGCCCGAAGAGUUUGAGUUCCGCCUCUUCACCACGUCGAACCCGGCGACAAAGAUUGCGCUGAUCGACGAGGACGAGCGCGCGAUGGCGGGCGACGGAGCCAUGAUUCGCAAGAGGCCGCUGUCGUACUACAUCGCCGGGGAGCCGACGCACGAAGUGAAGGCGGAGCUCGCUUUCGCGGCGGUGUCGGGCGAGGAGGUUCUUGAGAGGGCGCAGAGGCGGUGGUGGGGGAUGGAGCAGCCUUGGCGGGUGAAGACGAUUCCCGGUACCAGGGUAUCGUCAAAGGGAACAGCAGGAACAGCAGCAGCAGGAGGAGAUGCUGGGAAGACAAAGGAGGAGGCAGACGCGGCGGCGGCGAGGAGAAGGCGGCCAGGGAAGAAGAAGCGUCUUGCGAUACGGGUUAAGCAGCGGGAGAGGGUGAAGAAGGCCGAGGAGCUGGAGAAGUUCAAGGCCGGUAAGGAGGAGGCGCUGAAGGAGAAGAAGAAGAGGCUGAAUCGGUUGAAGAAGCUAAGGAAGAGGGCCAAGGCGAAGGAGGGGAAGAAUGGGGGCGGCGAGGGUGGUGGUGAUGGUGGUGAGUCGGGAUCUGGAUCUGACGGUGAUGAGUGA
Molecule: messenger RNA, 855 nt
Organism: Colletotrichum costaricense
Lineage: Eukaryota; Fungi; Ascomycota; Sordariomycetes; Glomerellales; Glomerellaceae
Exons: 2
Coding region: 1-855 (284 amino acids)
Source: RefSeq, a predicted model, not a curated record